UUUCAGUUGUUCCUCUUCCUUUUAUUUCUUUUCAAUUUGUGUCCUUUUCCCGAGAGAUGGCAAGCAGCAAAGUUGACAUGUCUUUAGACGACAUCAUAGCACAAAACAAAUCUAAAAGAGGUCGUGGAAGAGGUGGGACAAGAGGACGAGGAAGAGGCACCAAUAUGAGAGGAGGACGUGGUGCAACAAGAGGACGUGGGAACUUAACUCGAGGGAGAGGCGGAGCUACUGCAAGAGGGACCAUGUCUCGGGGAAGGGCGGGGCUCAGACGUUUUAGUGGUGGUCGUGGUCAGGGGAGUGGUCGAAUUGCAAUGAGAAGAGGAGGAGGGAGGGCUAGAGGUGGUAUGAAGCAGGUCCGGAAUACCAGCGUUCAAUUCCUGAGACAAAAGCAGCGGAAUGCUAUACAGGCUGCCAGGAAAGACGCAAGGAACACUUCUAUGGAUUCCAAUAGGAACUUACAGACCACUCCCACUAGAGGGCGUGGCAGAGGACGUGGUGGACGACGUCAACUUGUUAGACCUAGUUUCAACAACAAAGGACAACAACAGAAUAUGAGAGGAGCAGCCACAAUAAGAGGACGGGGUAACGUUAGAGGACGUGGGACAGUUAGGGGGCGUGGCACAGCCAGAGGACGUGGUAUUGCUAUGAAACAAUUAGUCAGAGGCGCAGUUAGAGGAAGAGGUAGAGGUAGAGGAGCAUUAUUACAAGCAGCUGCUGCAUCCAUUGCAAGAGCUAGAAAAACUCUACAGCAGCAAGCAGCUACUCUAGUACAGCAGCAACCUGUAAGAGGAGGAGGUAGCAUGAGAGGGCGUGGUAGGGGGAGUCGUACAAGAAGAGGGUGGGUCCAACCGCGAAACAAUAACAUGCAAGUCUCUGUUGUAUCACCUGUAAUGACAGAAGAGAUUAAUCCGCUGGGUAUUGAUCUGUCUCCGGACUUUGGAUCAACGCAUCACACUAGUCAGUCAUUAAACAGUCGAUUCACUCCAGUCAGCAGAAGAGGCAUGGGAAGACAGAGGGUUGUACUACCCAAUGGCAGAUCAGUUCAAUACCAGAUUUAACUUCAUUUACAAAUACACACACACACACACGAAUAAUAUCCUUCUCUUCCAAUGUACUUGCCCUCCCAAUUAUGAUGGAUUAUUAUUAUUGUUACUUAUUUUAUUUAAGUCUGUAAUAUUAGUAAAAGCAAAUAAAGAAACUAAUAAUAAUACUUCGUACAUCAAACACUCGUUAAAUGAUAAUACUACGCAUAAAAUAACUAUCAAGACUCGCUAUAUUUAUUUAAAUUGGUUCAGGAUUGUCAUUCCAGUUU
Molecule: messenger RNA, 1312 nt
Organism: Amphimedon queenslandica
Lineage: Eukaryota; Metazoa; Porifera; Demospongiae; Haplosclerida; Niphatidae
Product: THO complex subunit 4-like
Exons: 8
Coding region: 57-1058 (333 amino acids)
Source: RefSeq, a predicted model, not a curated record